AUGGCUCCAAUCGCUUUGCCUCAGAAUUCACCUAUACCUGUUCCUCAGGCACCUUCUGACCCCCCAACUGUCAAUGAUUUUCAUCGUGCGUGGGAGUAUCGCCGCAGCAUUGAAAGUGGCAUGUUUGCACUUGCGCCUAAUGUAACGGCGACCCAUCUCACAGAUGCUCAUGCCUAUGAGACCAAGAUUUUGAUGGGAAGGUCUAACGACGUUGCGCCUCCGUGGCUAGCUGCCGCUCUCCAGCCUAUCCGGAAUGAACUUCGCGCUCUCCGAGACGACAUUGGCGAGCUCAGAGAUAGUCUUGGCGAGCUUCAAGAUGAUCUUCAUGAUUUCAGAAAUGAAACAAGAGAUAGCUUAGCCAAAAUACGCAGUACGAGCACAAAAACCCAUAAUAAGCUUAGCGCAGAAGGAACAUUCUACCCUUACGAAGAAGUCCCUUUUGUUGACAACUCGCUCCCUACCGAGGCUCCGCAUGAUUUGCCCCUUCUGCACAGCGAGGCUGCUGUUGAUGGUUUGACUGGCCCACAGGCGACAUCUUACUUCCAAGGUUACUAUCCGGCUCAGGUCGUGCCUCAUACUGUCGCUGCGCGCCUUCUAGCAAUCAAGAGGGCAAUAGGAUGCACGAGAGGAACGACACAUAACGCGUAG
Sparassis crispa is the source of this 648-nucleotide messenger RNA. RefSeq lists its product as hypothetical. The transcript is spliced from 5 exons. The coding region runs from base 1 to 648 and encodes 215 amino acids. The record is from RefSeq and is a predicted model, not a curated record. NCBI's taxonomy places the organism in Eukaryota, Fungi, Basidiomycota, Agaricomycetes, Polyporales, Sparassidaceae.